AUGCUGAAGCGGCCAGACAUGCUCUCGGUCCUGGCCCUUGUCCUAGGAGUGGGUGCGGGAGGCACAGCAUCUCCCGGCCUCCCUCUCACAAUUUUCAUGGAGCGGGCCGAUGGCAUCAUGAGAGAUGCGGACCCCCUAGGCUGGUUGACAAACAAUGCGCCUGAUGUGAUGGUGAAAGUCUUUGUGGGCGGCGUCGAGGCGUGGACCUCUACUGUGUCAGCUUUUACGCCAGUGUGGAACGAGCGGCUGUAUCUUCCGGGUCUCCCUGGACGUGACGACCCUGGCGAAUUGCGUUUUGAGGUGUGGGACAUCGACCGCACUAGCCCAAACGAUCUGUUGGGGGUAUCUGCUUUGAGAUGGGCCGACGUUUACCCCAAUGGAUAUUCAGGCUCACUAAUGCUGCAGCCGGGUGAGAGAGAUGCCGAGAAAUUCAAGCGUGGGAGCAAGCUCCAGCUCCAGGUGCGUGUGGGGGGCGAAGAAAACGUGCAGCCUGAUCAAGCUAGGCGGAUUCCUCCGAUGAAACUCGCCCACAGCAGCUUGAGCAGGGUCCACCUACGGGCCAAUGGCCUAACCUUCACCUGCGUCGUUUGUGGUGAGGACACACCCGCUGCAGAGAAGAAGGGCAACGUCCUGUUUCUGCAUGGCUUUCCCUACUUUGCAUACUACGGUGACCACGACCUGACGUCCACGGAGCCCAUUUUCAAGCGACCGCAAGAGGAGCUGUGUGCUUUGGGGUACCAGACAUUGGCUUGCAACCAGCGUGGAUACUCGGAGGGGGCCUCUCCGGAGGGCAUCCAGAAUUACAAGUAUGAGCUCAUCAAGAGUGAUGCCUGGGCAAUGGCUGAGGCGAAGGGCUUUGACACCUUCCACCUCGUAGCGCACGACCACGGUGCUGUGGUGGGGUGGUGGAUGGCCGCGUCCAAGGAAGCUGAAGGGAAGAUCCUCAGCUAUACCGCGCUGUCCAUUCCUCACCUCGUUCCCUUCUCACAGAGCCUCACUGACGAGCGAUCGCAGCAGCGAGUCCAGUCCCAGUACUUCACAGAGUUUGUGACACCAGAAGGCCCCAACGUGCUGUAUGCUAUCCUCGGCUUGCCAGCUUAUUUCGACAAGAUUGAUGGCAAGUCAGGCAGCACCUUCCAGAAGGCUGUUUGGUGGUACAACGGCGCGUUUGGGAAGGGCACGGGCAGCAGUCCUGGCAUCCUCUCCCUUCCGCCAGAGCUGAGCGCCACAGAGAUCAUGGCAGAGGGCAGCGGUGCUGCGCGGAGCGUCUUUGCCAGCUUCCGCUCCGUCCAAGGGGGCAUGAACGGAGAGGCGGGGCCCCUGGCCGCGGCCGAGCCAGCAACGAACCCCAUCGGAAAAGUUGCUGUUCCGACUCUGUUUGCCUGCGGCAAGGAUGAUGCGUUGGUCUUAUGCGAUACAGAGUACACAAGGAGGACACGUGAGUAUGUCACUGCCGAAUACCAAGAGUUGGUCCUGCCCGAGUGUGACCACAACCCUCUUGGGGAGGGACCCGUGAUGUUCGGCAUGGCGCAACCGUGCGCCGAGAAGGCAGUGACGGCCACCGUCGAAGCCAUGAAGCAGCUCAUCCUCAAGGCCACAAGUUCCACAAGCAGGGCCGGCAUCAUUCUCCCAUGA
Molecule: messenger RNA, 1635 nt
Organism: Symbiodinium natans
Lineage: Eukaryota; Dinophyceae; Suessiales; Symbiodiniaceae
Source: the annotation of a GenBank genome assembly